CAAAAAAAAACGGGAUCCACGGCUUAAAGUCGUGGAGCCGUUACCAUAGAAACUCCACCCGAUCCUGCCAUAAAUCAGUAUUUGUCGCGUGUUAAUAACUGUUACUGGGUAGUUUUUUAUUCUACAAUCACACGUGUUUACUUUAGUUUGGAGGCCGUCGUGUGAAUCCCGCUCGGAGUGAGACGUCUGCUCUCUGCUGAAAAACACACGUAGCCGCUCUCAUGUCUGCGCGGCGCUCUCUGCUCCUUUUCGGCAGAACCUCUCCAGCUGUCUGACGGCUCGCUCUCGGCUCGGCUCGCUCUCGGCUCGGCUCGUGUCUCUAUCCGGACCGCAGGGAUGCUCCGGUUCUGGUUCAAAGCGGCGGCGGUCUGCCUCUGGCUCUUCCCCGGGUGUGUGGCGGCCGCCGCCCGGCUGUACACGGAGGAGGACCCGCUGGUGAUCCUGAGCAGCGGCAGCCUGAAGUCCUCCGUGACGAACUCGUCCUCGGCCUGGCUGGUCCAGUUCUUCUCCUCCUGGUGUGGACACUGCAUCCAGUACUCCAGCACGUGGAAGGCCCUGGCCCAGGACGUCAAAGACUGGCAGCAGACCAUCAGCGUGGCCGUGCUGGACUGCGCUCAGGAGGAGAACUUCGACGUCUGUAAAGAGUUCAGCAUCAAGUUCUACCCAACCUUCAAAUAUUUUCGGGCUCACAGUCCAGAGACAGACAGAGGGACGACCUAUAGAGGUGCAGACAGAGAGAUCCAGUCAGUGAGACAGGUGAUGGUGAACAUCCUACAGAACCACACCAAGCGGGAGUGGCCCGAUCACUGUCCUCCACUGGACCCGUACAGCUCUGCAGAGCUGCUGCCUCUGCUGGGUCAGAGGUCGGACCACUACACCGCCAUCAUCAUCGAGGACCCGGACUCCUACGUAGGACGAGAGGUGAUCCUGGACCUGCAGCAGUACUCGGGUGUGGAGGUAAAGCGAGCUCUGAGCUCUGACCGCCCCCUGCUGGACGCUCUGAAGAUCACAACCUUCCCCUCCGUCUACCUGCUGCACCCGAACGCAUCGCACUCGCACCUGCACGUUCAGAAGCGGUUGCGUUUCUUCUUCUCCUCCCUCUUGAGGACGUUACCUGGAGUCCAGCGCAGGUGGAAGUCGGCCAGCAGCAGUUCCAGCAGAGGCCAGAUGGGGGUGCUGCCGGACAGACAGAGCACAGAGCCCUGGAGGGACUUUGACAGGUCGAAGGUGUACACAGCUGAUCUGGAGUCAGCCCUCCACUACCUGCUGAGAGUCGAGCUGGCCACCCACAGCACCCUGGAGGGGGAGGAGCUGAAGAUCUUUAAGGACUUCGUCACCUUGGUUGCAAAGUUGUAUCCAGGUGGAGGCUCUGUGGUGAAGCUGAUGGAGACUCUCUCUGAUUGGCUGCUCAGUUUGCCGCUGCAGCGAAUCCCCUACCAGGCCGUCCUGGACCUGGUGGACAACAAGAUGAGGAUCUCAGGUGUGUUCCUGGGGGCGGAGCUUCGCUGGGUUGGCUGCCAGGGCAGCAGGGCGGGGCUUCGAGGUUACCCGUGUUCCCUCUGGACUCUGUUCCACGUCCUGACCGUCCAACACGAUGCCACGCCGGCCGCACUGGAAAACACAGGUCUGGAGGCCGAGGCGGCGCCGGUGCUGCAGGUGAUGCGUCGCUACAUCCGGACGUUCUUCGGCUGCGAGCAGUGCGGCCGACACUUCGAACAGGCGGCGGCGGCCAGCAUGGAGAAAGUCCGGACCAGAGAGGACCAGGUCCUCUGGCUGUGGAACCAGCACAACAGGGUCAACUACAGACUGGCAGGUUCUCUGAGUGACGACCCCCUCUUCCCUAAAGCUCCGUGGCCGAGCCCCUCCCUCUGCUCCUCCUGCCAUGAGGAGAAAAAUGGCGUCCACGUCUGGAACCACGACAACGUCGUCCUCUUCCUCCGACAUCACUACGGCGCCUCCAAUCUGUCUCCCAAAUACUCCCUGACUCCCCCGCGACUCCCCGAAUCUCCUCCUGAUCCUGAUCCAGUACAGACCGGCCCGCCUCAGGAGGAGCACCGAGGAGGAGAGAAAGAGAAGAAGGAGCCGGAGAGGAAAGCCGAGGAGAAGCCGGAGCCUCGACCGGGACCCCACGCUCUGAGGGGGGAGGAGAGGGAGGAGGUUCUGGGUGUGGGGGGAGGAGGUGGAGCAGCAGGAGGAGGAGGUGUCUGGAUUCUGGGUCUGGGUUUUAACAGCGUGGACAUGAGUCUGUGUGUGGUCCUCUACGUCUCCUCCUGCCUCUUCCUCAUGCUCCUCUUCUUCUUCUUCAAAGUCCGAUCCAGAAGGUGGAAACUCCGCCACUCCCGCCUCCAUGUGUGACCCAGACCAGGACCAGACCGCUUUAUCCAGGACCAGCUCGAGUUCCAGUCAGGUCCAGGUCUGGUAGGGGCGUAUGAAGCGGAUCUUUGUGGUGGUUCAGCCUUUUCAGCCGGCUGCUGCUGGUUUCUAAACUACAUUAAUGGCGUCCCGUGUUCAGCUGCGUGAGGUCACAGGAGGCCCUGCAGACGCCGUCCAGUCCGCCAGACUAGAUUUAGAACGUCUGCCCGAUCAGCUGUCGUUUAGUUUGAGGCCAGCUGGUUGGUUGGAUUUCUAACCUGUGAAAAAGAGAACUUGGCUGCAGGAGGAUCUUCGAGCACAAACUGCCUUCCUGUCGGCGAGAACAGUCGUCGUCUUUCAAUAAAUGUUAUCAGAAGUGUCGGCGUGUCCAGAGUAAAUAUUAAAGGUGCUCCCCGUACCAAGCCCUGAACCGGAUCACUCUGGACUGGAUUUGUGGAUUUUAGUGGCUCAGAUGUGGAACCUGGUCUGCAUUUGUUUUAUUUAAACCGGACGCUAAAGGUCUGGAUUUAUUUAUUUUUACAUUUGAAACUCAAACUGUGUCCCGUGAGCAGGUCUGUGUUCAGACCUGGACUGUCCCUGAACUCCACAGGAGGGACGUGGACAUGAUGGACCAGCAGGACGCUGAGCCUGACAUGGACCAGACCUGUACCGGUUCUGCUGUGUUCACUUUGUGCCAAAUGUUUAACCUGCUGACGGUAGACUCACCUGUCCUCUCAGGCCCCGCCUCCUCCUCUGUGUGCAGGUGUGUUUGUUCUUCUUUAAUUAAACUGUGAGACACGGAGCCGUCCUGAUGGAUCUGGACAGAUACUGAAUUUAAAAAACCUGAUAAUGAAACAUCAGCUGAUACCUGAUCAAGAAGGGUCCUUUAAAAACCCAGAUAUGUGCAGGGUGGGACGUUUAAAGGCGUUCUGUUAACGAUAUUUUAAAUGUUCAGAUUAAACGAGCGUCAUUGGAAACUGCAAACAGCUCAGUUUUACUAAAUUUGAGUAAAAGGAAACUCCCUCGUGUGUGAAAAUGUUUUUAUUUUUUUUAUUAAAUGUGAACAUUAAUAAGAAGUGUUGUGAGUUGUGGGCGAGCCGCUGUUACCAGUGUUGGGUUGAAUAAAAUUUGAUCAUUAAAUUAC
Molecule: messenger RNA, 3496 nt
Organism: Micropterus salmoides (largemouth bass)
Lineage: Eukaryota; Metazoa; Chordata; Actinopteri; Centrarchiformes; Centrarchidae
Gene: qsox2
Product: quiescin Q6 sulfhydryl oxidase 2
Exons: 12
Coding region: 337-2355 (672 amino acids)
Biological process (GO): protein folding
Cellular component (GO): Golgi membrane
Molecular function (GO): protein disulfide isomerase activity; flavin-dependent sulfhydryl oxidase activity
Source: RefSeq, a predicted model, not a curated record